UUGCUAACAUCAUUGUUAGUGAAGAAGGUUACAAUGAUGUGGAUAUAUUAGAAACUUUAAAAGGCAUAACACGUUCAGUUGCAAUACUUUUUUCGACACCACCAAUAUUAUCUUUUAUACAUCCCUGGCUUCAAGAACAAUUUGUCACAAUUCCCUAUAUGUUUAAGCCUGUCAUCGAAAAACGCCUAUAUGAUAAAAAGAGAUUGGGUGAUUCUUGGGUUGCUCCAUUGGAUUUAUUACAAUACUACUUAGAUGAUCCAGAAAUAACUCCUGAUCUCGAUCCAAAUAAUGUAAAUUAUGAUUAUAUUGCCGAUGCGAUCAGUUUUUUUAUUUUUGCUGCUAUUGAAACGACAUCUCAAGGUGCCACCAGUGCUUUAUACGGUCGCGUAGUUAUCUCUAACCUUAGUGACAUCAAUAAUGAUGAAGAACUUCAAGGAAAAAAUCCCAGAGUUUUAUGCAUACCGUCAUCUGGAACGUAA
Messenger RNA from Dentiscutata heterogama, 479 nucleotides. The record is from the annotation of a GenBank genome assembly. Lineage: Eukaryota; Fungi; Glomeromycota; Glomeromycetes; Diversisporales; Gigasporaceae.